UCCCGAAAGUUGGGAUGAAUUGAUCCCAUAUUUUAUGUUUGAAUAUAAUACUACCAUUAAUUCAUCGACCGGUUAUUCGCCGUUCGAAUUAUUGUUUGGUAGGAAAGCUUUAAUUCCUAGUACGAUCUACAAAAUCAGCGAUAGUGAUCUAAACUAUAAUGAUUAUGUUGUGGCAAUGAAAACAAUGUUUAAAGAUGCGCAUGAUAAUGCGAGACAAAAUCUCAACGAAGAAGAUAAAGAUAACGAUAACCGAAGUGAUUGAUCAAAUGAUGGGUUCGGAAAUGAGGUAUUGUUUGGACAACACGGAGACUUAUGGAAUUCGAAACGAGAUUGUGUCUUUCGUCGACAUUAUUAAAUUUAAUAUUUUCUUUAAAAAAAAUUAAGAAUUGAUUAAUUUCAAAUCGUUAACAUGGCUUUGGCCCAAGAUACCAUGAAGUCAAUAAGUCGUAGAAAGUGCCAUAAAAAUUUCUCCAUUUGAAAUAAUUCAUUAGGGUUUCCAAAGCUUUGAGCAAAGCUUUUUGGAAAUGGAUUAAUUAAAGUCCGGAUAAAGCUCAUCGGUCUUAAUCGAGCUUAAGUCUAAAUGUAUUGGUGAGUUUGAUUCCAAUACGCAGAAGCUACCUUUGGAGUGUCGAAAACUGCUUGUAAACAAAAUCGAGGAAAAAGUGUGUAAGUGUGUCAACAUUUCCUGAUGACGCCUUGAUACUGGACACUUUAAGGUCGGCAAAAAUUAAACCAAAUAAGUAGCGGGCGAUGGCCAUAAACUGAGGUCCGUUACAUCGGUAUGGAAGUGAAGAUCGCCGGAGGCGUCGUUUCCAUCGAAAAAGGCGGACGCGUGGUGUGCCGCGGUCGGCGAUCUGGCCAUUUGUACGCGCUGGAUGUUUAUCGGAACGACGGACCUGGUGGCACACGUGCUACUGCGAUGGCAUCCAAAAACGACGAUUACGAGUUGUGGCAUCGUCGGUUUGGCCACCUUGAGGAGGCGAACAUGAGAAACCUCUGGAGGGACGAGAUGGUGGAGAGCUUUCCCAAGAUCAAGAACUGGCCAAAGCGAUGCGCGUGCGGGGUGAGUCUGGCAGCGAAGCAGACGAGAACCGCGUUUAGGAAGUCGUACGGGAAACGCGACAUGGUGUUUGACGAGCGCCGACAAGAUCAACCGAAAACAGCGGGGGCACCUAACCGGCCUGUGGUGCGGAUGAUCCGAGACGAGAAACCUGCUGUGGUUGAACUGGUAGAGGAGGAGCCUGUUGCUGCUGUUCCAGAUGGCGAGAGUGUCAUGGAGCUCAUCGCUGGUCCAUCAGAGCCACAACACGUCGUUGCAGAGCUGACGGAAGACCAGGACGAGGCCGUGGAGGAUUCGUCUGGACGACAGCCGGUCGUUGCUGAGCUGACGGAUGACGAGGGCGAGGAGGAACAUUCCGGCGCGCUCCCUUCGCAACCAGAACGUGACCACUGCCCAGCAGAAGGGUUCACGAGGCGCAGCGAACGGGAGCGCAGAACCCCGGAUUCCAACGAGGACGUCUUGAUUGUCUACGCACGGAACACUGAGGCAGUCGUGAAGAACCUGGCGUCGACGAUUGAAGUUUUGAAGCGAAGAACGGCAUCAACAGUGAGUUGGAGUCGAGCGGGGCGAGGUCUACAACGUGGACCGGUAGCCAAUCAAGAAGGCGAUCCAUGUGCCGACGAGCACGCGGACAGUUCGAAGCACUCUGGACCAAGCUCGGACUCCGCGAUUGAGCGGGGGUGUUAUGUGGCAACCGCGAGCAGCUUGGUGGCAACCGCUAACAACUGCAUGACAACGAUCAUAGGACACCGGCAAGGUGUCACCUGAAAUAAUUUUCAUUCCGUUCUCAAACCUCUUUCAAUAAAGAUUGUUUUAUUAAAAGCACCGCCUUUUAGUGGGAACGUUUGAAAUAAUACUGAACAUGCCGAACCAACAGUAUUCAAAUUCCCAA
This is a messenger RNA of Culex pipiens pallens (northern house mosquito), 1952 nucleotides long. RefSeq lists its product as uncharacterized. The record is from RefSeq and is a predicted model, not a curated record. Bases 782 to 1828 code for a protein of 348 amino acids. Lineage: Eukaryota; Metazoa; Arthropoda; Insecta; Diptera; Culicidae. The transcript has a single exon.